AUGGACGACGCUGCCAAGGGCACCGCUAAACCAUGUCCCCAGGCCAACGGUGCUGAUGUCACUGUGGCCAUUGUGACCCGCGGGGGACAAGCCUACAUAAAGCAUCGCUGGGCUCAGGCUGUGCCUCAGUGCGACCUGCGUGGGGCUGAGAGCGGUAGCAGGGGCAGGCAGAAGCUCCCCAAGCGCCCCGGGGCAGGGCCCCUCCGUGCCGCAGCCAGCGGGGCCCAGGCUGGGCCGUGGGCACCUGCUGCUGGGACACCCGUGCCUGCAAGGCCAGCCCUCAGGGACGCUUGCCCCGGUCCUGCAGAGGUGAGCUGCUCAUUCCCGCUGUCGUUUGCUCUCUCCCCUCCAGCAUGCAUGCUGUGUGGCCGGGCAGAGGCUGACCCGCACAUCUGCGGGAAGAAACUGCAGAAGCAAGGGAUCUGCGCCCACCUCUUUUGCCUGUUUUUUACCAAGAAGCUUUUUAAUCAAGAGAGUAUGGAUGGGGUAAGCCUGAAGGAUAUCCGACGCACAAUCAAGCAGGCAUCACAGAGGCGCUGCUUCGUCUGUGGCGAGAGCGGGGCCGCCAUCACCUGCUGCCAGGAGGGCUGUGACCGCAGCUUCCACCUCCCCUGCGCCGUGGAGGGGGAAUGCGUCAUGCAGUACUUUGGGCUUUACAGGUCCUUCUGCUGGCAGCACCGCCCAGAGCAGGCAGUGGAGGCGGCUCCGGGGGAGAACACCGCCUGCCUCAUCUGCCUGGACCCUGUGGAGGACAGGAAGUCCUACGGCACCCUGGUGUGCCCAGCGUGCAAACAUGCCUGGUUCCACAGGGCCUGCAUCCAGAACCAAGCUAUCUACGCUGGCUUCUUCUGUUUCCAGUGUCCACAUUGUCAAAAUGAAUAUCGAUUUCUGAUGGAAAUGCUCACCAUGGGCAUCCGAAUCCCCAGGAGGUUGGUUUUUCUAUUCCAAGUCACCAGACAGGAGGGUGCCAGCGUUGUGCCGUGCCAGGGACUGCCCCUGCGCUCCCGGCCCUCCGCUCUCUCCCCUCAGCCUGGGCUUCAGCUUCACGCAGGAGUCAGAAAGCGGGCAGGGGGAGGAAGAGCAGGGACGCCCUGCAUCUGCCUUAUGCCGGGGUAG
Tyto alba (common barn owl) is the source of this 1116-nucleotide messenger RNA. Its product is annotated as PHD finger protein 7-like. Lineage: Eukaryota; Metazoa; Chordata; Aves; Strigiformes; Tytonidae. Gene Ontology annotation, cellular component: nucleus. The coding region runs from base 1 to 1116 and encodes 371 amino acids. The transcript has 6 exons. The record is from RefSeq and is a predicted model, not a curated record.